AGUGCACUGGUACCUCUCACUCUGCCCGUCACGUUGUGUACGGCGGCCUGACCCCCCAUGAACCUGCGACUUCCUCUUUCUGAGAUUUCAUGGCGAUCGGGAGAGAGGGAAGACCACCGACGCACGCAAACUGUCCAGACACCUCAACACGACUGAAAGACAUUUCUUGGGUGAGAUCUGAACAGAUGUUGUGAGUUGCAGACAGAACAGACACUGAGUGGAUUCUCCUGCUGGUGUUGCUCAGUGGGUAGUAGUGGUUUCUCGUGCUGGUGUCCUGUUGAAGAGCCUCCUCGGCGCUCUGUGCUGUGGUCUUGCUGUGUCCUGGGUUAGGACUGCCAGCCUAUGGCUCUAAUGGACAAGCACAAAGUCAAGCGGCAGAGACUUGACCGCAUCUGUGAGGGCAUCCGCCCCCCCAUCCUGAACGGGCCCAUGCACCCCCGGCCCCUGGUGGCCCUGCUGGACGGGCGUGACUGCACCAUAGAGAUGCCCAUCCUGAAAGACGUGGCCACUGUGGCCUUCUGUGAUGCCCAGUCCACCCAGGAGAUCCAUGAGAAGGUGUUGAACGAGGCGGUGGGGGCUCUGCUCUACCACACCAUCACUCUCUCUAGAGACGACCUGGACAAGUUCAAAGGUCUCCGAGUCAUCGUCAGGAUCGGCAGCGGCUAUGACAACGUCGACAUCAAAGCCGCAGCUGAGCUGGGCAUCGCGGUGUGUAACGUGCCGGCGUCGUCGGUGGAGGAGACGGCCGACACAUCCUUGUGUCUGAUCCUAAACCUGUACCGUCGGGUCACCUGGAUGCACCAGGCCCUGAGGGAGGGCACCAGGGCCUCCAGCGUGGAGCAGAUCAGGGAGGUAGCCGGCGACGCUGCCCGCAUCCGGGGGGAGACGCUGGGCAUCAUCGGCCUGGGUCGUGUGGGCCAGGCGGUGGCUCUGCGGGCCAAGGCGUUUGGUUUCGGGGUGAUCUUCUACGACCCAUACCUGCCUGAUGGUGUGGAGCGCUCCCUUGGCCUGCAGAGGAUGGCUACCCUACAGGACCUGCUCAUCCACUCUGACUGUGUCUCUCUACACUGCAGCCUCAACGAACACAACCACCACCUCAUCAAUGACUUCACCAUCAAACAGAUGCGUCAGGGAGCGUUCCUGGUGAACUCUGCGCGGGGGGGUCUGGUGGAUGAGAAGGCUCUGGCUCAGGCCCUGAAGGAAGGACGUAUACGAGGAGCCGCGCUGGACGUCCACGAGACAGAGCCCUUCAGUUUCUCACAGGGCCCUCUGAAAGAUGCUCCCAACCUCAUCUGUACCCCCCACACUUCCUGGUACAGUGAGCAGGCCUCCAUCGAGGCCAGAGAGGAGGCAGCCAGGGAGGUGCGCCGUGCCAUCACUGGUCGUAUUCCAGACAGUCUGAAGAACUGUGUGAAUAAGGAGUAUCUGAUGGCAGCGUCACAGUGGCCCAGUAUGGAGGUUGCGACAGUCCACCCCGAACUCAACAUAGCCUCAGCAUACAGGUUUCCUGCAGGUCUGAUAAGCGUGGCAGCAGGGGGUUUGACAGGGGCAGGUGCAGGGGUAGAGGCUCUGGCCCUGGCUCACGCCAUCGCCCCUGUGUCCCAUCCCCCCCACGCCCCAUCGCCAGGGCAACCCAGCAAGGCUGAGGCAGACAGAGACAUCUCCUCUGACCAAUAGCACCCCAACAUUCCUCCAUCACCCCUGGAAACCAACAACCCACCCCCUCCCACCAUUUU
This is a messenger RNA of Oncorhynchus gorbuscha (pink salmon), 1736 nucleotides long. RefSeq names its product C-terminal-binding protein 2. The record is from RefSeq and is a predicted model, not a curated record. Gene Ontology annotation, molecular function: transcription corepressor activity; oxidoreductase activity, acting on the CH-OH group of donors, NAD or NADP as acceptor; NAD binding. The transcript is spliced from 11 exons. NCBI's taxonomy places the organism in Eukaryota, Metazoa, Chordata, Actinopteri, Salmoniformes, Salmonidae. The coding region runs from base 343 to 1677 and encodes 444 amino acids.